Messenger RNA from Pseudophryne corroboree (corroboree frog), 1304 nucleotides. It is a transcript of the gene VMA22, whose product is annotated as coiled-coil domain containing 115. Gene Ontology annotation, biological process: vacuolar proton-transporting V-type ATPase complex assembly. Bases 103 to 720 code for a protein of 205 amino acids. Lineage: Eukaryota; Metazoa; Chordata; Amphibia; Anura; Myobatrachidae. The transcript is spliced from 6 exons. The record is from RefSeq and is a predicted model, not a curated record.
UGAGCCACCCCCGGAAGUGGCAUAUGACAUGUACUAGUAUUUCCGGGCUAGAGGCGGUCACUGGUCACAUGACUUGACAAGUACAUACCAGUCUACAAGAGCAUGGCACCCGCUCCGGAAGAGAAGCUGAGCGAGGUGUGCCAGAGGCUGGAUCAGCUGGUCCUGCUGCUCAUGGAAGACCUGGAAACCCUGCAGGAGAAGCGGGAGCGUCUGAACGGCCUCAUCGAGAAGGGAUGGUUCCUCCUCUCUCAGUCUCGAUAUUCUAUGGGGAAUAAGUUUGUGUCCUCUCUGCAGUACACACAGGAUAUGGUGGCUUCUGUCUGUGUCCGGGACAGCGCUGAAGACGAUGAUGGUGCAAGGUCUUUUCAUGUUGAACACAUUGAGCCCGGGCGGUUUGAGGACCAAAAACCAGAAGCUCUUCUAGAGGUGGAGGAUGUGGGAGCAGCAGAUCAGGUGCUGAGACACCGAGGGACUUCUGAGACGCAAAAACCCCCUAAGACUGAGAAAACCGAGAAGCCGAAGCCACCGCCCUCUCACGACCCACUGCGCUGGUUUGGGGUCCUGGUUCCUCAGAGUUUACGGCAAGCACAGAGCACAUUCCGCCAGGGUGUCGCCCUCAGCGCUGAAGUGACCUCACUACAGAGCAGCAUUGAUGAGACCCGCAGGCAAUACCGCACCCUGCUGGCCAGGAAGAAAGAGAUUCAGGCGCGGUCUGGCUGAGACCUCUCCGAUAGGACCCGUGAACCACUAAGGGGCAUGGGAUUGGGGAAAGUUCACAGUGGGUGAAUUACCACAGUGCGUUACCGUGGUCUCACCUGUGCCUUGGGAGGUGUCGGCAGGUGUAUGAGUGUAUUUAUGUGUGUUGGUAGUCUCUCAGAGUUACGUUACAAGUGUCGCCGUCGAUCUGGAAUACUGUAAAACCCCACAGCAGUGUCCCCUGUGACGGAGAGAAGGAGAUUCUGAAACCUAAUGAUGACGCAGGCUGGUGCGCAGGGAACGUCUGGAACCUAUCAGACUUUGCUGCCACCUUCUGGACUGUCCUAGAAAAGGAUCAUCUGUUUUUUCACCAUUACUUGUGGAAGGUUUUAUAGAACAGCGCCCCCUUGUGUUCACCGGGCAGGACUCUGCCUCUGUUCAGAUUCUCCUGCCGUUGAGUUUUAGACCUGUACACGCUGGGAAUAUUUACAUGUUUAAUUGCUGCCUUUAUGUGUUUGUGAUUUCACAGUCGUCUGGUGAUAAAAUCCUAUGGAGAGUCGUAUGCUUUGUGCAGCUAUUACGGCAGAAAUAAAUAAGGGUCGUUUUCA